UCCUUUUAAUUGGUCUUACGUGAUACAAAUUUAAAUUAAUCAAAAACUUCAAAAUAAGAUAUCCAAACACCAAAGUAAAAAUCCAUUUUUUCCUCUCUUAUUAAUAGUAGUGAAGCAAACUAAGAAAGAGCUUUAUACUCUUUUUUUUUUUGUUUAGUAAAAAAAAUGUCUAUCUUCAUGAAAAUUAUUAUUUUGUUUUGUUCUUUGAGCUUAGUUUCAUCCCAUCCACAAUCUUAUAAUGCAAUAUUUAGCUUUGGUGAUUCACUCGCCGACACCGGAAACUUCCUUCUCUCCGGCGCCAUGACUUUUCCGGUCAUCGGAAAACUUCCCUAUGGAGAAACGUUCUUCAAACAUGCCACCGGCCGGUGCUCAAAUGGAAGAUUAGUUAUUGACUUCUUUGCUGAGGCAUAUGGAUUGCCAUUGCUUCCACCUUAUUUGGCAUUGAAAAAGGGCAUAAAAGCAGAAAAUGGAGUGAAUUUUGCUUUUGCUGGAGCUACUGCUAUUGCUGCUGAAUAUUUCUAUAGUAAAAAUAUUAAAAUUUUAUGGACAAAUAUUUCUUUAACUCACCAAUUGGGAUGGUUCAAAGAAGUGAAGGCUAACAUUUGUGCCACAAGAAAAGAUUGUAGAGAAUAUUUUAAAAAAUCACUCUUUAUAGUUGGAGAAAUUGGAGGAAAUGACUAUAACUACCCCUCCUUUCUUGGUGGAAGCAUUAAACAACUUAAAGUUCUUGUACCACUAGUUGUUGAAACCAUAAUUGAAGCAACAAGUGUACAUGCCUUGGAACAAACUCCUCAGUCACUUUACCGUCCCAACUAUGUUGCCUUCGAUGCAUUGAUAGAAGAAGGGGCAGUUGAAUUGAUAGUGCCUGGGAAUCUCCCAAUUGGUUGCUCAGCAGUGUUCUUAACCAUAUUUGGGACUACAAACAAAGAUGCAUAUGACAAAUAUGGAUGUUUAAAAGCCUAUAAUGCCUUCUCCAAAUAUCAUAAUGCUAAGUUAAAACUAGGAAUUGAGAAUUUAAGAAAAGAAUAUCCUCAUGCAAAGAUCAUAUAUGCUGAUUACUAUGGAGUUGCCAAGAGAUUGAUUCAUUCCCCAAAGCAUUAUGGAUUUUCCAAUACACUAGUAGCAUGUUGUGGAGGUGGAGGUCCAUACAACUUCAACAAUUCAGCAAGAUGUGGUCAUAUUGGCUCUAAGUCAUGUUUGGAUGCUUCAAGUUUUACAAAUUGGGAUGGAAUUCACUUAACAGAGGCAGCUUAUCACCACAUAGCAAAAGGAUUACUCAAUGGACCAUUCACUUCACCAUCUCUCUCAUUUCCUCCCAUCAAACAAAUUUAAACCGAGUACAUAACGUCGUGGAAUAUACUGAGUACGUUAUUUUUGUCAUAAUAAUAAUAUGUAAGAUUUUUUAUUUCCAUCGGAGUAUAGUUGGUUAUUUGGGAUUUUUCUAUAGAAGUACUCAUUAAGAAAUAUUUUCAUCUCUAAUACAAGGAUAGGUAGUAGUUUUUCCUUUCCUUGUUAAUCA
Solanum pennellii is the source of this 1519-nucleotide messenger RNA. Its product is annotated as GDSL esterase/lipase At5g45910-like. The coding region runs from base 166 to 1332 and encodes 388 amino acids. Gene Ontology annotation, molecular function: hydrolase activity, acting on ester bonds. Lineage: Eukaryota; Viridiplantae; Streptophyta; Magnoliopsida; Solanales; Solanaceae. The transcript has 6 exons. The record is from RefSeq and is a predicted model, not a curated record.